AUGGUCUCAGGAGCAGGAGAGAUGGUUGGAACGUCCAACUCCAUGGACGUGAGUCAACCCUAUGGUAUGAUCUAUGGCGAAGGAUGCCCUCAAGGGCGGAGCUAUUUCAUCUCUACAACCGAACAACGAGGCCGCUUCCUCGGUGCUUCGGAGCUGGGUUCUCACCCAAAUCUCGGCAUCCCUGCGGUCAAUCAAAUUACGCAUGCUGUCUGCUCGGUGUGGAUCGCCAAGUCAUCCUCGAUCCUCAAGACAACCGGGGGUCUCGUUGCUAUGAUGACCGGUUCCUCUUCGGGUGUACUGACAGCCUAUGCGAUGGGUCCCCAUCCGAGCUACGAGGGUCGGUAUGAGCGAGGACAAGUCACUGCAAAAUGGGUCCUCAGCCCUGGUGUCCCUAUCAUCGGAAUCGCCGUGGACGACAAUUACUCACUCAAACGCCAUUCCCAGAAACGAGUAUGGGCCGUGGUUCUCAAUGCGCUGGGAGAGAUCUUCUACAUUGUCGAUCUUCCUCCAAAGCCCGACAUUCCGUCUAAUGCCAAGUUCAACGCAGAGCAAUUUGAUGAGCUUGCAUGGAAGACAGGAAGAAAUGUGCGCUGGGAGCUUCUUGAACUCAGUCGCCGGAAGGCUCGACCUGACCCUUUCAGUCGGGAAUUGGUUGAUGGCAGUUAUAGCCCGCGAUCGUCCUCAGCUUCGAUGCAACUCGAUGUAAAUCAGAUUGCUGCGGAGACCAGGGAGAUCGAGAAGUUCCUUGCUUUUAGGCCCAAACAUUUCCGCAAGCUUUGUGAAGGCUGGAAUAUGGAGCGUGACCUGCAGGUGGAUUUUGCUGGAGAUGAUGGCACCGGAGCCGGAGAGGCAGUUAUCGUCAUCGCUCGUGGAGGAGGCGAGGCUGCAACCGCAUCGGUUCGAAGAUAUGUUCGCACGGCGUCGAAACUCGGAUCAACCUCCCGUCCGUCAACCCCGGGCUCCCGUCCCACUGAAAGGAAGGCCCACGUCUCUCUCUUCGGUGGCCCGACAGGUUCCCCAAGUCCUACACCUGGCGACAGCCUUCCGCCAUCUCGUUCGUCAGUCCGAGUAAAUGCUGUAGCUGAUACCGAGUGGCGGAUCUCAGACUUCACUUUUGGCGAUAGGAAAUCGGUCGAAAUUACCACCAAUGCCCUGGAUAACUCUAACUGGGCUACCCCGACGGCAGCAGAAGACCCCCUCCUCGGCAUGUCGGGAAGUUCGUUGUCCUCUGCGACCUCUUCGCCUAUGUUACCUCAUAUGGAACAGCCACUGUCUAGUAUCGAGAUUCCUGGCCAACGGGCUCGCUAUCUGGCAGUGGGUACUGGUACUGGCAUGAUCUUUGUUUGGAACAUUCGCGCACUUGCGGCGCAGAAUACGGACGUCAUCAACUCGAUUCCCCCGCUGCGGGUUAUUCAAACAGAAUCGCCUCAAGUCUCCUGCAUUGCCUUGACGUCUUUGUACUUGGUACACGGUGGUAAUGAUGGCCUUGUCCAGGCGUGGGACCCGCUGGCAUCGUCUACUCGCCCAAUUCGAACUUUGAACUCUCGAUUCUCGUCCCGGGCUCGUCGUCGACUGGUACAAGCCGAAGCUUCCAUGUUCGGGGUUGGAAAUAACUACUUUGCAACGGGAGCUAUUUGUCUUGACCCAGAUCCAACGAACCUGCGCGGAAUGGUUUCGCUCGGCACACACCUUCGGUACUGGUCCUAUAGCUCAUCCGCUGCAGAUCAGUACAAUGUCAGCAAGCGACGUUUGCGCCAUGGCUUGCGCGGUGGCAAUGGUGGUGCGGCCGAAGGCCAGCGUUUCAACAACAGCGGCCGAGGCGCAAUCCGGGAUUUCAUCGAAGACGAGCGCGUUGAAUUGACGCGACAGCAAAUCGCAGAUGACAAGGAGCGAGAACACCUCAGCGCCCGCUUUGGCGUCGACCUCCUCGGUCCGGAUAUUGACGAGGAACAGCUUUUGGCAUAUGCUCAGCUUCUUAGCCAGGAAGCUCACCCUGACGAGGCUGCCAAGCAAAGUGAUCAAACUGCGAUCGCAAGUUCUGCUACCAGCACAUCGUUCAGCGAUGCUGUUGGUCCCAGCUCUUUCGGCUUAGGGGACGUCUCUUCCUCCUCAUCCCCGUACCAAACUCCCAUGGACGAUGACGUGGACGAUGACCUUGCAGAAGCCAUACGGUUGAGUCUUCUUGGAGAUGAUUCUCCCGCCCCACAAAUCGACCAGACCCCGUCUAUCCCCAUCAAGUAUGCAAAGGGUGUGAAACCACCUCAGCCAUCAUCCCCUGGGGCUGCGGAAAGCAGUCGACAGCAAGAAAUGGACGACCUGGAAUUCGCGAUUCAGCUCAGUCUGGCAGAGAAUAAGAGUCGAGGUAAUGUGGAGGAACAGGAUGAAUGGGAGGAAUUUCCAGGCCUCGCUCCGCCGCCAGUAUCGACUUCGCAAACCUCUGCCAAGGGCAAGGGCAAGGCGAGAGCCACGUGA
This is a messenger RNA of Penicillium manginii, 2472 nucleotides long. RefSeq names its product F-box and WD domain protein. NCBI's taxonomy places the organism in Eukaryota, Fungi, Ascomycota, Eurotiomycetes, Eurotiales, Aspergillaceae. The record is from RefSeq and is a predicted model, not a curated record. Gene Ontology annotation, cellular component: nucleus; cytosol; proteasome regulatory particle, base subcomplex. Bases 1 to 2472 code for a protein of 823 amino acids. The transcript has a single exon. Gene Ontology annotation, biological process: proteasome-mediated ubiquitin-dependent protein catabolic process. Gene Ontology annotation, molecular function: polyubiquitin modification-dependent protein binding.